Hipposideros armiger (great roundleaf bat) is the source of this 3027-nucleotide messenger RNA. RefSeq names its product RAB21, member RAS oncogene family (gene RAB21). Gene Ontology annotation, biological process: Rab protein signal transduction. Gene Ontology annotation, molecular function: GTP binding; GTPase activity. Bases 280 to 954 code for a protein of 224 amino acids. The record is from RefSeq and is a predicted model, not a curated record. Lineage: Eukaryota; Metazoa; Chordata; Mammalia; Chiroptera; Hipposideridae. The transcript is spliced from 7 exons.
CCCGAAGUGUGACGUAGGAGGAAGGAGACGCCAUUAGAGGGAGGCGGAGAGGGAACGUUCUUCGCUUUUCGUCGGGUGCCUGACGUGGUGGCUGGGGCCCUUCAUUCUCGGACUUUUCCUCGGCACUUCCAGGCCUCGCCCCAAGCGGGAGUGGAGACGGCGCCCGGGCUCGGCGAACCAGGGCGAGGGGGCCUGCGCCGGUCGUGACUGGGAAGGCGCUGCGGCGGCUGUGGGGAGCUCCGCGCGGCUCUAGGGUUCGGGUGGCGGGGAAGCGACGGGAUGGCUGCGGCCGGUGGCGGCGGCAGCGGGGCGGCGGCGGGCCGAGCCUACUCGUUCAAGGUGGUGCUGCUGGGGGAAGGCUGCGUGGGGAAGACGUCGCUGGUGCUGCGCUACUGCGAGAACAAGUUCAACGACAAGCACAUCACCACUUUGCAGGCAUCAUUCUUAACAAAGAAGUUAAAUAUUGGUGGAAAAAGAGUAAACCUUGCUAUAUGGGAUACAGCAGGUCAAGAGAGAUUCCAUGCAUUGGGUCCAAUUUACUACAGAGAUUCAAAUGGAGCUAUUUUAGUUUAUGACAUAACAGAUGAAGAUUCUUUUCAGAAGGUAAAAAACUGGGUCAAAGAAUUACGGAAAAUGUUGGGAAAUGAAAUCUGUUUAUGUAUAGUAGGUAAUAAAAUAGACUUGGAAAAGGAGAGACAUGUUUCCAUUCAAGAAGCAGAAUCGUAUGCAGAAUCUGUGGGAGCAAAACAUUAUCACACAUCAGCCAAACAGAACAAAGGAAUUGAGGAACUCUUUCUUGAUCUUUGUAAAAGGAUGAUAGAAACAGCACAGGUGGAUGAAAGGGCAAAAGGCAAUGGCUCCAGCCCACCGGGAGCUGCAAGGCGAGGUGUACAGAUAAUCGAUGAUGAACCUCAGGUCCAGAGCGGCGGCGGAGGGUGCUGUUCUUCUGGAUAACUGUUCCCACCUGAGAAACUAAAACAAACUGUGGAUCAUUGCCCUCAACAUGAAGACUGCCAUAUUCCAAGUCACGUUAUUUUACCAAUGGAAUUAUAGAAUUAACAGUAUUUUAAAUUACGUUUAUAACACUGCAGAGACCUUAAGUGCUAAACUUAGUGGAGUUUGUGACCAGAGAAUUGGCAUUUUCUACAAAUGUUAACAAAGCAAUUACCAAUGGCCUUUUUACAUAUUUUUUUCUUUAAUAAGGAAUAAUAUGCAUGUAGAAAAGACCUACUUAAAGGCUUCAUUUAUAUUCUUUUAAAUCAAAUCUUUAUUUAAUAACUUAUAUAUGUUGUUGGAAUGGUAUACAUUUUGCAGCCCUUUGUAUUUUGUGGUAGUUUGAAUUGUAUCACUUCUAAACAGCAAACUUUUUUUUUUUUUUAAUUAGCAGAUACCUGAAGUACUAUUUUUGCAGGGUUUGCACAGGCCCGUAACUGUCUACUACUUUGAUAUAAUCUAUAUACAUCCUGUAUGCUGAGCUGGUAAAAUACAUUGUAAAUUACAUAUUAAAUAUUUUAUCUGCUUUUACAAGCGCAAGGUGCAAAAAUAUAUAUAAUAGUCUCAUUGAUGACUGUAAAGUGAUUAACAUUUGGUGAUAAUGCCUAAGCUUUUGACUCUGAUAUAAAGAUCAUAGCUCCCCUUCACUUUUGUCUUAACUUGAAAGUGGCGUGUUUAAAUUUUCACAUAUACUUUACUUGAAUUAUUGCUGUUGUCACAUGUUUUUGGCCUCUGUAAGUCCAUCCGAUGAUUGAACAGCAGCAUUUGCCUUUUGGUUUGGUUUUGGGUUUUUUUUUUUGGUUUUUUUUUUUAAUAAAAGAGAUAACUUCAGCCAAUUUUGCUUUAGAAUGGUUACCUUAGAAGUAUUCGAGUGGAGCAUGCUGAGUUUCACUUCUGCCACAGCUUUAGUUUUCUUUAGGCUUUAUAUGAGCUGGGUUCACUGGUGUGAGAAGAGAGGAAGAGGUCCCAGAUAGCAGCCACUCAACAAGAAUUAUUCAUACAGCAUGUUAGUGGUAGUUAUGCUCCUAAGGCAGCACUUUUAGAUCCUUUGUGAGCAAGUUGUAUUUGUUCAAUGCUUGCCAGAAAUGAACACAGAAAGUUUCGUUUCAUUUUUAUAAGAGCUAUUCUCCUGAGUUUCUGUGAAGGGAAACAUUUCAUGUAAUGCAGUUAUGGCGAACACUGGAAAGAUUUAUUAUAAAAUUAUAUUCUUGUAUACUUUGUAAAUUAGUCUCAUUAGGUUUUUUUCUUAAGCAUAGGACUGAACUUAAAUUUGUUAAUUUUAAAAGAAUCAGGCACUGCUCACAGAAGGAACACAAAUUGUAGAAAGUAACAUAAAUUGUUCUUGUUCUAAUAUAUAUAUUUUUCCAUUUCUGUCAUGCUUGGAAAACUAGUAAAUGUUAUGUCUAAGAUAAAAUGGAAUGGUUCCUGGAUCUACUUCUUAUAAGAAGCAGUAGUAUGCAAUAAAAUUGUUAGCAUGAGCAAUUAAGAGGACAUAAAGAGGUUAUAGUUACUAAAGAAGUACUACCAUAUUUUUAAGGUAAUAGCUUAAACUUCCCCAAAUGUGUUAAAAGUUGAAUGAAUUGACACUUUGAUGUUAUGAUGUUAGGAUUUUAACUUAGUGUUAAUUUAAGGGUUCUGUGAGUCCUCACUUGACCUUUUUAAAUUAUUGUACUUGUCAAACUCAACACACUGAUCUCUAUUGUGUGUGUUUGGAGAGGGUGGUGGGUGGGAAAAAUCAAGGAAAUAAGUUAAACUUGUCUUCUUUUAUGAGAUGACUGUACUCUGUGUAGUCUCUCGGUUUCUGUGAAGUUAGAGUUUAUGCAGGGGUUUGGGGGAGGCAGGGGAAUCAUGACUACAGAUACAGGAAAAUUGUGUUUGCCCUCCUGGUUCUUGCAGAGGUAGUAAAGAAAGCCUUGCCAUUUCUACUGUUGCAGAUGGGAAAUAAACUCUUUCCCUUUGGAGUGAAAUAUGUUUUUUAAACUAAUUAGAGAUGAACUUGAGCUUUAUUCCAAAAAAUAAAGUCAUAAAGCCUGA